This is a messenger RNA of Gekko japonicus, 1784 nucleotides long. It is a transcript of the gene GOLM1, whose product is annotated as golgi membrane protein 1. Gene Ontology annotation, cellular component: Golgi apparatus. The record is from RefSeq and is a predicted model, not a curated record. The coding region runs from base 111 to 1325 and encodes 404 amino acids. The transcript has 10 exons. NCBI's taxonomy places the organism in Eukaryota, Metazoa, Chordata, Lepidosauria, Squamata, Gekkonidae.
UUCUCUGCGGGGCUGCUGCUGAGCUCUCUCCCUGAGGAAGCGUGGCCUUGCGGGCCGAGGAAGAGGGGCUGCGAGGGAGGGGCAGCGAAGAGAUCUAUAGCUUCUUUGAGAUGGUAGGACUGGGAAACGGCCGUCGAGGGAUGAAGUCUCCACCUCUUCUAGUAGCAGCACUGGUGGCUUGCAUUAUUGUUUUGGGCUUCAAUUAUUGGAUUGCAAGUUGCCGCAACAUUGAUUUGCAGAAUCAUAUAAUGGAACUAGAAGGCAGAGUCCGCAGGGCAGCAGCAGAAAGAGGUGCUGUUGAACUAAAAAAGAAUGAAUUCCAAGGAGAGCUACAGAAACAGAGGGAGCAGAUUGACAAUAUCCAGAACCUGCAUAACUUCCAGAUGGAGAAUGCUAAUAAAAUAUACAGGGAUGAGAAGGCUAUGUUAAUGAAUAACAUCACAGUAAAUGAGAAAUUGAUCCAGAACUUCCAAGAGCACUUGAAAGAGUUGCAGAAGGAAUAUGGGAAACUCCAACUGGAUGUAUAUCAGUUUCAGAAAAACCAGACUAACCUUCAGAAGAAAUUUACAUAUGACAUGUCUCAGUGUAUCAGUCAGAUGAAGGAACUGAAAGAACAAUGUGACGAAAGGAUAGAAGAAAUUACAAGAAAAGGCAAUGAGAUACCACAAAGCAAAGAAAAAACCAUGUCUGAAAAGCAUUAUCAGGUUAAUAUUCCAGUACCAACAUUUGGACAACCAGAAUUCCAACAGCAUGACCUGACAAAACAAGGAAAUAAACCUGAAGAAAAACAAAAAAUAUCUGAAAACUCAGCUGCUUUAGAGGCACCAAAACCAACACCCUUCAUAAAAAAUGUAGCAGAACUGGAUUAUUACAAAGACAAAGGAAAUGAUGAUGUUGUUGCCAUAAAUAAAGAAGAGCCCUCAAAAGAAGAAGAAAAGCAUCCUGCUGAUGAGGACCAUCCACCAGUACUUGCUAAGCCUAGCAGAGAUAACAAGGAACUGCAUCCAGAACCUGGCACAGAACAGAAUCCAUAUGAGGAUAUUAGAAACGCACAGGGUGAGGUUUUAGUAGAAGGGCAGAAUGGCAGAUGGCCAGAACCUGUUGGACAUCAAGAUACCAAUCAGGCAAAUACAGAUGAUGAAGAAGUUGAACGAGAGCAACUGUUAAAUGAUGAUCUGCAGCAGGAUGACCAGGAGAUCAGUAAGGAUGGUGAACUGGGAAGCAAGACAGCAAGACAGCGUAACAAAAGCACAGACUAUAAUUUGGUGGAUAUGAAUGAGGCAGAGUCUGAAACAGAUAAACAAGCUGCCCUUGUUGAACAUUAACAUACUCUGAAUGUAUCCUGAAUAUCCAUAUAUGCAGAAUUACUGGAACAUCAACAGAAGCUGUGAAGAAGGAGGUCAGCAUGUGACACUGCAAAAAACAGUUGAAACCAGCUCAGCUCCUCAAAGUUUGAAAAGCCCAAAUAGAAUCUCACUGCUAGGAUUUGUUUAAAUUAGCUGUUACUCUGUUAAGAAUUGAAUCCUGGCUUUAAACAAAAAGUAGUAAUAUAGUGGUAUUACACACGAAUUUUGCUGUUGUAACAUUUCAGGAGGAAGAAAGUUGUCUGUGCUGUUAGUCUUCAGAAGGCUAUUUUGGUUUUUUUUCUAGAAAACCAAACCUUGUCUGGAAGUUGUUAGUGGAAGUUCAUAAGUGACCUUUAGCUUUAGAAAUACUGCUAAUGCCUCUUCCAGCAACCCAAGUUAGGUAAAUUUCUUUGAAUAACCAUUCUAUGUUUGUAGUUU